AUGGGCUGCACUUUUUCCUUAUCAGAUAAUGCAAAGAAAGAUGAAAUGAAGAGAUGCAAAUCCUCCAGAGAUCAUGCAGCUCAUCAAUUAGCUUCCCGCAAGGCUAAGAAGCCUCAGCGACGCCACCAUCAUCGUUGGCAAUCACGUCACGUCUAUAAAUCCCGCGGCGGCCGAAUGGGAGGUGCUGGCGGUGGCGCCAGAGAUGGCGACAUCAUCCUCAUGAUGUGUGCUGCAGUUUAUGUCCAGAUGGAUUCUGGGCUUGGUAUCUCCCAUGCUGGUGGUGCCUGUGGCAGCGGCGGAGCUUGUGGUGGCGGCGGAGGUGGAGGGUGUUGA
Neltuma alba is the source of this 333-nucleotide messenger RNA. RefSeq names its product transcription factor Maf-like. Bases 1 to 333 code for a protein of 110 amino acids. The transcript has a single exon. Lineage: Eukaryota; Viridiplantae; Streptophyta; Magnoliopsida; Fabales; Fabaceae. The record is from RefSeq and is a predicted model, not a curated record.